AUGGCCUGGCGAUGCAGCGGCUUCAGCAACGCAGAGCUCAUCUCCAACCUCGCCAACCACGGCAUAUUCCACUCAGACAGAGUAGCAGCCGCAAUGUCAGCCGUUGAUCGCGCCAACUACGUCGUCGAUAAAUCAGAUGCAUACGAUGAUUCACCACAACCAAUCGGGCACGGGGCGACGAUCAGUGCUCCCCACAUGCACGCAUGCGCAUCAGAGCACCUCCUUCCGUACCUCAACCCAGGAUCCCGCGUUCUAGACGUAGGCAGUGGCUCGGGGUACCUCGCCGCCGUGCUGCACCACCUCGUCUCACCAGGUGGUAAAGUCGUCGGCAUCGACCACAUCCCUGCAUUGGUGGAUUGGUCGGUCCAAAACCUGAAGAACGACGGACUGGGAGGUGCGAUUGAUAAAGGCGAAAUUGUGAUGGUGGCUGGGGAUGGAAGGGAGGGGUAUGCGAGUGCCGGCCCCUAUGACGCGAUCCACGUCGGCGCGGCAGCAGCUAACGUCCCCCAAUCUCUCAUCGACCAGCUUGCGAGUCCAGGACGGAUGUUCAUCCCUGUAGGGACUUUUAUGCAAUUCAUCGAACAGAUCGAUAAAGACGAGAAUGGGAAGUUGACGAGGAAGAAGGUGAUGGGUGUUAGGUAUGUCCCGUUGACGGAUAGGGAGAAGCAGACGGAUGAGCUCUGAAGCCUGCGCCCUCUCCCUUUC
Laccaria bicolor S238N-H82 is the source of this 705-nucleotide messenger RNA. RefSeq lists its product as uncharacterized. The transcript has 6 exons. Gene Ontology annotation, cellular component: cytoplasm. The record is from RefSeq and is a predicted model, not a curated record. Gene Ontology annotation, molecular function: protein-L-isoaspartate (D-aspartate) O-methyltransferase activity. Gene Ontology annotation, biological process: protein modification process. The coding region runs from base 1 to 684 and encodes 227 amino acids. NCBI's taxonomy places the organism in Eukaryota, Fungi, Basidiomycota, Agaricomycetes, Agaricales, Hydnangiaceae.